AUGGCAGUGCCAUGGAUCAGCAUAUGGAGGUCACUUCAGUGGAGAAAAGACAGCAGCAAAGUGCUCCAAUCCGGAUUUUACUGGCCAACAGUGUUUAAGGAUGCCAAGGAAAUGGUGUCAAUGUGUGAUGAAUGCCAAAAAGAUGGUAAUUUAACCAAGAGGAAUGAGAUGCCACAGCAAUACAUACUAGAGUUGGAACUAUUUGACGUAUGGGGGAUAGAUUUCAUGGGACCCUUCCCAACCUCCUACUCAAAUAGCUACAUAUUAGUGGCUGUUGAUUAUGUUUCAAGGUGGGUAGAGGCCAUAGCUACCGCAACAAAUGACAACAAGGCCUACAGGACAGCCUUCAAGACCCCCAUUGGGAUGUCACCAUACCAACUAGUAUCUGGCAAGGCUUGCCACUUGCCAGUUGAACUGGAGCACAGAGCCUUUUGGGCUCUAAAACUUCUGAAUUUUGAUGAGCAAGCUGCUGGAAAAACGAGACUGAUGCAACUCAAUGAACUGGAAGAGUUUAGAAAUCAAGCAUAUGAGAAUGCAAAAAUCUACAAAGAGAAUACAAAAAGGUGGCAUGACCAAAAGAUAGCAAGAAGAGAGUUCACUGAAGGAUAG
Molecule: messenger RNA, 609 nt
Organism: Arachis stenosperma
Lineage: Eukaryota; Viridiplantae; Streptophyta; Magnoliopsida; Fabales; Fabaceae
Exons: 2
Coding region: 1-609 (202 amino acids)
Molecular function (GO): nucleic acid binding
Source: RefSeq, a predicted model, not a curated record